GAUAUGCCCAUGACUAUGGCGGCAUCAGUGGUUCUGGAUCAUCUACCCCGCGAUGCUCAUACCGCACUCGCAAAAGCUGGACUCUUGGAACAGGACAAAAUUCUCCUCCACUUCCGCCCCGGUCCCUCGACUCCACCUCUUCCCCGCAACAUACAGAAAUACAAAAUGUCUUCAUCGUUGCACUUCGAUGCCAUUAUCAAAUUCCUGCGCAAGAAGUUGCAGCUACAGAAUCAUGAAAGUGUGUUUUGCUAUGUGAAUCAGGUGUUUGCGCCGGGAUUGGAUGAAGGGGUGGGCAAUCUUUGGAGGUGCUUUCGGACGGGUGAGGAGUUGGUGGUUACGUAUUGUUUGGCGCAGAGUUUUGGUUGA
Aureobasidium namibiae CBS 147.97 is the source of this 366-nucleotide messenger RNA. RefSeq names its product ubiquitin-like protein. Gene Ontology annotation, cellular component: Atg12-Atg5-Atg16 complex; cytoplasm; phagophore assembly site membrane. The record is from RefSeq and is a predicted model, not a curated record. The annotation marks the transcript as partial. NCBI's taxonomy places the organism in Eukaryota, Fungi, Ascomycota, Dothideomycetes, Dothideales, Saccotheciaceae. Gene Ontology annotation, biological process: C-terminal protein lipidation; autophagosome assembly; autophagy of mitochondrion. The transcript is spliced from 2 exons.